Molecule: messenger RNA, 813 nt
Organism: Aspergillus heteromorphus CBS 117.55
Lineage: Eukaryota; Fungi; Ascomycota; Eurotiomycetes; Eurotiales; Aspergillaceae
Product: SUR7/PalI family protein
Exons: 3
Coding region: 1-813 (270 amino acids)
Biological process (GO): fungal-type cell wall organization
Cellular component (GO): plasma membrane; cell cortex of cell tip
Source: RefSeq, a predicted model, not a curated record
AUGGGCCGUUUGGUGAACUACUUCCCCACGAUAACAGCGUUUAUCGCUUUCAUACUCACCUUGCUCUGUCUCUUCGCAGGCACUCAGAAGGCCGUCAUCCCGGGUGCUAAUAUCAUGACGGUCCUUACAUCCAACAGUAGCGAAAAUACGGGCAUCUGCGACUUUUACUCGAUCUACGUGAUGUCGUACUGCGAGGGCGACCUCAUCUCCGGAGAUCGGCGGAUAACCAACUGCUCCUCCAGCUCGAUAUUUUUCUCAUUCGACCCUUCCACGGUACUGCUGGAGGAGAGCGGAAACACCACCUCUCUGUCGAACCUGGGAUGGCCCGACGCCAUCAGCGACGACUUCGAUGCCUUCAGCAUGACGACUCGGAGUAUGGGGGUGUUCUAUAGCAUCGGGGCCGGGGUUGCCGGCCUGGCAAUGCUGGCGAGAGGGUACCUGGAAGCACGUCGCGGGCCGCGGCAGACCGUGUUGGAGUUGUCAGCGCUGCUGAUUGGGUUCACCAUGCUCGGGAUCUCAUCCAUUAUCGCGACGGUUAUCGCGUUCCAAUUUGUCAACCUGGUUAACUCGCAUGGCGAGGACUCCGGGGUGAAAGCAGAGUACGGAUCACAAUUUCUGGGGAUGACAUGGGCGGCGGCGGGAAUGUUCCUGAUGGGAAGCGUCACCAGUUUAAUGAUGGUGUUGUUCGACCGCGGGCGGAGCGAGGAAGACGGCCCCGCCGACGAUCCCCCGGAGGAAGAAGCGAAGUCGCUGGUACAUUCCGAGGACGACUAUGACUCGGGGAACCCCAGCGUGAAGGGCCACGAUGAUUGA